GCAGAUUGACCAAUUACCACCCUGACGUCACUUCUACGCCAUCCAAUCCAACCCUACUAUAUCAUAUAAACAACCCCCAGCUCCCAUACAGUCCCUCUUCCUCCAACAAUUCAUCUUUACAAUUGACUAUUCUAUCAAAUCCAUCCAAACCAAACCAAACCAAGCAAAGAAAAUCAACCAAAAUGUCCUCCACAAUCCCCACCACGAGCGGCACCCAGCCCCUCGACCCCUACAAAGCCAAAUCCCUAGACGACGACCUCCCCCUCGCCCAAAAAAUCACCGACCUGUCGACCUUCAUCACAGAACAGAAAUUCGGCAUGCUCACGACAAAGUCCUCGGACGAUGAUUUGCUCACGAGUCGGUGUAUGGCUCUUGCUGGGAAGGAAAGAGGCGACACCACCCUAAUCUUCCACACGAACCUCUUCAGCCACAAGACUAUGGAUUUGACUGCCCACCCCACUGAAACCAACAUGUCUUUCUUAGACCCAAUCAGCGGGUCGUGGGCAUCUAUUUCCGGAACGGCGAGUAUCGUGGCUGAUAAGGAGACCGUCAAGAAGUAUUACUCGCCGGCGCUGCAGGCGUGGUUGGGCGAUUUGGGGGAUGGCGUGCAUGAUGGUGGACCCGAGGAUCCCCGGAUCGGGGUGAUUAAGCUGGAGGCGAAGACGGCGGUGUAUGCGGUCUCCAGGAAGGGGGUUAUUGGCCGUGCGGUGGAGACGGUGAAGAGUGUUGCUAGGGGGGAUGUGCCCGCUGUUAAUAGUAUUAGGGAGAUCGGGAGGGGGGAGUUUGAUGAGUGGAGACGGACGCAUCCUGAGUAAUUCUGUGGGUGUUGUUGGGUGAGUGCUGGUAUGGGCUAUGAGAUAUGAGCAGUAUUAUGUUAGUUCGGUGU
Molecule: messenger RNA, 886 nt
Organism: Aspergillus welwitschiae
Lineage: Eukaryota; Fungi; Ascomycota; Eurotiomycetes; Eurotiales; Aspergillaceae
Product: blue light-inducible protein Bli-3
Exons: 3
Coding region: 183-815 (210 amino acids)
Source: RefSeq, a predicted model, not a curated record